GACUAAAAAUAGAGAAAAAGGAACAAGAUGGUCGACAAUGGCUGAUCCACUUCGCCGGCCUGAACAAAUAUCCCCGCGGUCGAGUCCCAGGGAUAGGGGAUCUAGAUCUCCUGCUUGUCCCCGACCCGACUCAACUGGGACUUUAAAAACAACGAUAAGUUUGGGAAAAAACCCGUCUGUAAAACACACAGGACCCUUUUAUUGUGUCAAAGAUAUACCAGAGCAAUCAGAGAUAACUGGAAGUACAAACUUAUUACAUCACUAUGGCCUCGAACAUUCUUAUAAUAAAUUCUGUGGAAAGAAAGUUAAAGAGGAACUCAGUGCAUUUUUACCUCAUUUACCUGGUAAUAUAGACACACCAGGUGUACAAGACAACAGCUCUCUGCGAAUGUUGAUAGAAAAACCUCCAAUAACUGGUAAAGAAUUAAGUCAGUUAUCAGGAUUAGCAUUAACAGGAUUCAGACUACAUCCUGGACCUUUACCAGAACAAUAUAGAAUGAUGCAUCAAAUGCCAUCGAAGAAAAAGAAACAUAAAAAACACAAGAAGGAAGGUGACAAAGGAAAUGCUCUAUCUGAGGCUCAGACCAUAGAUAAUGCAUCUGAUGCAGAAUCAAGAAAACCAAAGAAACAAAAGAAAGAAGAAGAAAAAGAUAAAGAUGGAAAGAAAAAGAAGAAAAAAGAAAAGAAAAAGAAAAAGCAGAAACACAGUCCAGAACAUACUGUCUCGCACAGUGGAGAAACAGGUUCUUGAUCUGAUCAUCUUGUUACAUAUAAACUAUUUAUAUACAAAUCAUAUAUUUAUAAAUCAUAAUCAUCAUAGUAUAACAUACGUAUACAUACCCACAAUUGUCAAACUUCAACUACUUUGAUUUAUUCACCGUUGAAUGCAAAAGAAUUGUGUAGCAACAACACAAUCUGAUUAAAACACAGAUCUAUAUUUCGUUCUGUUUUUUUUAUACUUUCGAUGGCCUACACUACAUGAAGAUCUGACCAGUUGUACUGAAAGGUCGCGUCAGGUGUUGUCAAGCGGCUUUUGACCCUAUGACAUCAAUCAGCGUUUACAUUUCUAGUUGUUUACCCACAGUUCCGUUAUCACAUGCCAAGAAGUCGUUGUAACAGAUAAUUUCAUUGGCUAAUCGCUCACUUCAACCAGAAUGCCUUUAAUAUAAAAACACUUCCAAAUCCUAGUGUAGUAAAGACAAGUAAAACGAAAUUUUGAACUAUAAAAAACGAAACGAAAUAGGAUCUGUGUUUUAAUCAGAUGGCAAACAACAUAAUCAACCUGAAUUUGGACAGUCUCAGUUUACUAAAAUAUUGAUUAAAAAAUUGAAGUAUACGGUUUAGAAGCAGAUUUAUAAUAGAUAGUUGAGUAGCUGUUGAAUGUUAAAUAUAUUAAUUCUAAUUAUUAUUUUUAUUAUGAAGUUAUCGUUAAACAUUAAAAUUGAAAAUUUUGAAUAGCUAAAUUAAGACUGCCAUGUGUGGCCCUAAGGCCAUAGAAAAUAAAUAUUCUGCUUCACAGCCAAAGGUUGCGUACUUAAUAAACUAGUCAGAUUUCGUAGAGUUUCUUUCCAUCACCACAGGAACUAGGAUGUGUUUAGUAAAAUAAAAUGAUUAUGCUGCCCUGUCAGCAGUAUCUUCAAGCCAAAAUAUUUAUUUAGGUGGCCUAAGGCACUUAUAUUUAAUCUAUAUGGCUGUUCUUAUUAGGGUCUAAUUACAUAAGAUGAUGUUCAUGUGAAUAUUUUGCAUAACAAUUCUCCAGAACUUAUGAAGAAUUCUCGCCUGAAGAGGCCUGAUUAAUAAAAAUGUGAAAUUGAUUGCAGAUUGAAAUUAAUUCUUUGUUGACAUUGUGAUUUAAAUAGAAUUCUUCCAAUUCAUUUAAAGGGAUUCAAUGUCCACAUGAAUUAUUAUUUUGGGGAAGACAUUUUCACUUUAAUGAAUUUUCCAACUUCAUUAGUAUAUGUUUUUGUCACUAUCAUCAUGUAAAUAUCUUUGCCAUUAAGGAUAUCUUAUUGAGGGGCUGGGUUGUCUAACUUGCAUGUUGUAGAGCAUGGUUUAUGUUAUCUAUGCAAGUCACCGACUCGAUCCCAUGUGGAUAUGUGACAAGGAUCAGAGGGUCGACUACCUCCCCUUUUGACAUUUCUUAGGUUAUUCGGGUUUAAAAAUAUACAUGUUAGUCCCAAAAUGAACUGUUUAGUAUUGAGUGGACAUUAAACCCAGUCUCCAGAUACAUCUUGGUACAUACUUAAUAGUACAACAUUCAUUUAGCUUGAUAAUACCAGCUUUCUAAAGUGAAAAAUAAUACCUUAAAGGCUCAAUACCACUCUUGUUGUAACUGAAUAAUAUGUCCCAAUCUUUAUUCUGGUCAACAAAUUGUACUAUUUUACAAUAUUCCAAUUAAUUGGUGAUACAAAUUUCAUCUUAACACACCUAAUUUAUAAAAAUUGGAAAAAUUCAACUACACGUAAAUGAUUUGAAAAGCCUAAUGUAAACCUUUUCAAAUGUGACUUGGAUUUUCGAACCCUCUGGACAAGUAAAAUAGGAUUUAAUGGAUAAUUUACACAACAGGUAGGACACUUAAACAUCCAAUACUUAGAAUAAGGCUAUUAUUUAUUUUCUGGAGCUGUCAAGCCAGCAAGAGUGUUAUUGUCCCUUUAACCCCCCCCCCCCCCCAUGUAUUGAAUAUAAUGGUGAGAUGUAAAAUACUUUGUUUUAUUCACAUAUUAUUCUAAACAUUUAAUUUAAAUCCUACAUUUGAUAUUUAUGACACACGGAAGUGUUUUGUUCAGUCUGUAUUGUCUAUAUCCUGAUAUAUAUAUAUCCUUACAUUGUUGAAAGUCAUAUUAUAAAAGGCAGCAGCAUUAAUAAUACUUAUUGUUUUGUUAUAAGUAUUCCACGGUUUUAAAGCUAAUCUCAUAUUUUAAAACAAAAUAUUUUCUGUCAUAUGUUAACUCUUCUACACCUUUGGGAUUUGUCAUUUGCACAGCUUAAGUUUUACUCAAAUUUCAGUUUGAAUAGUUCCACAGUUGAGAAAAACAGAUUUAUCAGGAUGAUACAAGGGUAUGUUUCUAAUUCUAGUCUUUAGUAUGGGACAUUGUGCGGUAAAAAGGUCAUUAGGCUCUAGCAGUCUGCUGCUGCCAUGGUGGAAUAUAACCUUACAUUGCAAGUAAAACCAUAGAAAAUAAAAUAACCAUAGUGUAUUGUUUUAAAAAGAAUUUCAACACCUUUCGUUUUGCUUCAUCACUAUGUUUUGUGUCCAUCUUGGAUAUUUUAAGGAAUUGUUUAUAAAAGACACUAUUUCUUUAAAAAAAGCAAAACCUAUUUGUAUAAGUUAAUAAUUAGUGUUGUUUUAGGUUGUUCUGAUGUGUUAUUUAGAUUAGUUUAUAACACAAACAGUAUACAAUUCAUUUACUUAUUUUGCUACUUUCACUUUACAUUUUCAUUUAAACUAUAGACUUAGUUUGUUAUAUCUGGACAUAGAAUAAAUCUAUGAUUUAAUAUUGUUAAUGAAUUAGUAAAGACAAAUUUUUUUAUCUUAAAGUUAAAGAUGUGUUAUGUAAAAUAUUUCUAAAAUAGAUAAUGAAAAAUGAAUAUAUUGAAAAUUUCAUUCACAUUAUUUUAUUCUGAGCAAAGCUAUGAGUGUUUGAGGUUUUGACAAGAUACAUAGCAUAAAUUAUUAUGUUACUAAGUCUCGAUUAUCCAUUUUAUUGUUAGUUUUUAAAAUCCAUUUAAAUCUCAGCCACUCAUGCUCUAGAGAGUUGGUAAUAGGCUUGUCAUGUGAAUAAAUGUAUAAUAAUAGUUUAUAUAACAUUUGAAGCCAAAAUAAAAACCUGCAAUAGACAGAUUUAGCUCUUACAUAAUGCAUCUUUAAAAAACUAAUUAACACACCAAAUUAAAUCAAAUUGACAUUUUGUUGUUAAUCAAAAUCAAAGAUUUCUUGUCAUUAUUGUAUCGUGUCCUACCACACAUUUUGUUUUUCAUUGAAUCAGCCGUCUUUAAGUGUCAACCUCAGCCACAAGGACUACGGGCUAGCAUGCGUUGAAUAAAUUUUUAUCAUCUGUCAAGUGUUAACUCAUAUGUUUUAUUAAUAUUAUUAUUUUUUGUACAAUUGGUUAAAGGAACAAUAUAAAUGUAUCCAGUAGUUUGUAAUAGUUUCGGUGGUAUUGGGUAUUCGAAUCUUAAAAUGUUUUAGAUGCCAUUUCGAAAACCCACAUUCAUUCCCUAUAAUAGGUGACUUUGUCUGAAAUUAGAGCUAUAACAUUAGUUUUUCCCCUGCUUGACUUCUGUACAGGAAAUAAUUUAGUGCCGUCGGACAAGCAUGAAUACUCAAUAAAAACAUGAUUUUUGUCCAUGUUGAAACAUGUUUUAACGACAGCAGUGUUAGUUUGUUUUCUGAACAAAAUAACUCGGAAAACGCGGUAUUUUCAUGCUACGAGAAGCAAACCGAUAUGUUUGGCUCUCAGAAUCCCAGUCUUUGUCUAAAGGUAGUUUUAAGAAUGAAAAUCCACACCAACCUGUUUUCCAAUGGGUUUUAGAAUCUGCAAAUGUUAAAAAAAAAAAAUCAAGAAUUAUGAUUCUGUAUGAUGACUUGUAUGAUUAAAAUAGAUUCUCACAAACUGUAACCAUUUUGUAAAUAAAUGUUUUGUUAAUUUA
Messenger RNA from Patella vulgata (common limpet), 4650 nucleotides. Its product is annotated as mediator of RNA polymerase II transcription subunit 19. Gene Ontology annotation, molecular function: transcription coregulator activity; transcription factor binding. The coding region runs from base 38 to 751 and encodes 237 amino acids. The record is from RefSeq and is a predicted model, not a curated record. Gene Ontology annotation, biological process: positive regulation of transcription by RNA polymerase II. The transcript has 6 exons. Lineage: Eukaryota; Metazoa; Mollusca; Gastropoda; Patellidae. Gene Ontology annotation, cellular component: mediator complex.